GGUCCCCGCCCUCGGCCCAACCAGGCCCUCAGCGGACCCCUGCCCGACCUGGGGCCGAAUCCGACACUGCCCCGAUUGCCUUAGCCCCCUGGCCCCAGGCCCCAGGCCUCAGGCCCCUCGAUUCCAGGCCUUGCCGCCUGCCCAAGUCCCAGGCGCUGGACUCUGCCCCCCCCACGCGAGCGCCGAGCCCCCCAGAGUGAAGGCGGGGUCUCUGGGACACUCAACGUGCGCUCUCGCCCUCGCCGUCGGCCCCCUCAGUGUUUUGUUUUGUUUUCUAUUUGGGGGGUAGGAAGGGGGCGACGCAAGCAGGAAGCCACUGGGGACCCCCGUCCUCCGAGGAUGCUUCGCGGGAACCCUGCGGAGGGGGCGCCCAGACACCCAGGUCUGGAGAAGGGUGGGCGGGCACCAGGCUGGGGUUCCCGGCCCACCCGAAGGUGCAGCCGGCUCCAGGGCUCCUCCCGUCUCCACCUCCACCUGCCACCCUGGGGCGCUGAGCCGCCCGGGGCUCCGGAGGGUACCCCGCGCGGUCCCCUGGGCGUAGGAGUUUCCGGGCUGGACGCACGCUGACACGGUGGUCGCUUUACAGAAACUCAGCCCAGUGGGGUAGCGCUCCGGCCGCGAGCAGCGAGGGAGGGUCCACGCUGAAGCUCGGACACAUCUACUCAUCAGAGAGCCUGUGUCUCCAGCGCGCGGAAACCGCCCCGGGGCCGCGCGCCCCGGCCGCCCGCCGCGCGCGCGCUCGCGCGCGCGGGGUCUCCGCCGGCCGGAUGUUGACGGCGUCGCCUAGUAACGGGAGAUGGCGGAGCCGGGCGGCGGGGCCGGCGGGUCUCACCGGGAGGGAGACUCGACCCCCGAAGCGGAGGACCAGGACACCGGAGGCCACAGGGUGCCAACGGCAGAAGAGGGUGGUGACCAGGAAAAUGAAGACCCUGUGGAUGCUACAGAACCUCCUGAGAGGGAGGUCGCACCUGGUGGGGAAGUGGCACCUGAUGGAGAAGUCGCACCUGGUGGGGAAGUAGCACCUGAUGGGGAAGUCGCACCUGAUGGGGAAGUCGCACCUGGUGGGGAAGUAGCACCUGAAGGGGAAGUCACACCUGAUGGAGAAGUCGCACCUGGUGGGGAAGUAGCACCUGAUGGAGAAGUCACACCUGGUGGGGAAGUAGCACCUGAAGGAGAAGUUGCACCCGAAGGGGAAGUCACACCUGAAGGGGAAGUGGCACCUGAUGGAGAAGUGGCACCUGGUGGGGAAGUCGCACCCGAAGGGGAAGUGGCACCUGAUGGAGAAGUGGCACCUGGUGGGGAAGUCGCACCCGAAGGGGAAGUGGCACCUGAUGGAGAAGCAGCACCUGAUGGAGAAGCGGCACCUGGUGGGGAAGUCGCACCUGAAGGAGAAGCAGCACCCGAUGGGGAAGUCACACCUGCCGAGGAGGUGGAGACCUCGGAGGAGGCGGAGACGGGAGAGGAGCUGGAGUCUGAAGAGGAUACCGCGCCCCCCGAGGGCAGAGCCAGCUCUUCGGACGCCAGCCCCGCGGAUGUGGCCAGAGAGCAAGGCCGCUACGCAUCCCCGUCUGAACGGGCGCGGAGGGCGGCCCGUCUCCAGGACGGAGAGCCGCUCCCUCGGGCAGGACCCCGAGACGGCGGCGGCGCUCCCUGGCGCAGGGCCAGCCCCCCGAGUCGGCAUCGUCUGAGGGAGCGCAGCCACUUGCUGCGGGUGGAGACACCCCGACCUCGGCCGGCUGCGCAAACGCGGGCCAAGUCUUCAGCUUCCGUGGGGCCGCCUCACCUACGGGUGCCCCCCUCCCAGGGCGGCUGUGCAGGGUCCUGGCUGGCGCUCACGUUCACCAGGUGA
Messenger RNA from Phyllostomus discolor (pale spear-nosed bat), 1849 nucleotides. Its product is annotated as collagen alpha-1(I) chain-like. The record is from RefSeq and is a predicted model, not a curated record. The transcript is spliced from 4 exons. Bases 797 to 1849 code for a protein of 350 amino acids. Lineage: Eukaryota; Metazoa; Chordata; Mammalia; Chiroptera; Phyllostomidae.